Messenger RNA from Physella acuta, 759 nucleotides. RefSeq lists its product as uncharacterized. NCBI's taxonomy places the organism in Eukaryota, Metazoa, Mollusca, Gastropoda, Physidae. The record is from RefSeq and is a predicted model, not a curated record.
UGUUCCUGUGCUAGCUUUAUAACACAGAUGUUGAUUAACCUGAUUCAUAGUGCGUGUGUUAAGCUUAGUGCAUCGUUAAUGUUAGCCCAGUUUGGUGUUUGGAAUUGAAACAAACUGUUUUUAAGUUCACCAAAGCAACUGAAGAUGAUGACGACCCUGCCACUGCUCACCUUGACCUUGGCCGCAGUGUCCGGUGACCCGACCUGGACCUUCACCAGCCCUCCGGCCACCAAACACGACACGGAACCGGAAGUCCGGAGCUACAAGCUGGACAACCCUGGAUACAACGCGAUCAUCACUGCACUGCGCUACGAAUACUACAAGAUAAAAGUUCGGCUCCUACCCCCGAAAAGGAAACUGAACUACACCGAAGAUACACUUCAACCUUUUAAAUGGAUCAUGCCUUGUGUACCCAAACCAGACCAAAACGAACUGACCUGUGUUAACUACACCGACCAAAACACAACAUGCAACCUUUUUAUUGACCUUCCUUGCAAGGCGAAACCAGGUCGUUCCAGAUGGGAAGCGAACCUGCUGACAGACAUCACAGUUAAGAAAGAAACUAACUUAAACGAUACUUUAUUUACAAUAGAUGACUGUCAGGUUGUGUGCUUGGAUAUAGGCUAUUUCUAUGAGGAUGUGUAUAGCGGUGGGAAUGGAAUUUCUUACGAGCUUACGGGGAUUAUAGCGGCAGGUGUUGUGAUUGUCGCAUCGUUGGUGAUUUUUGGUUCGGUUUACAUGUGUUGGAGACUGAUAUAA